UGUUGGAACGUUUGUGUGCCAAGCCCCUUCCAAGUCAGGUGUAUAAAAGCACAUGCUCCCAGUAUGGCUUAAACAAUGACACUUGGAUAUUUUUCAAGCAAGACACACCAAGCAACUGAUUUCUAAGAAGACACUCAUUUUUGGCAGUUUUCCUUCAUCGACUCCUCCAGGACUUAAAGAAGAAGAAAAGAUGGCAUCUGCUGGGUUUCAGAUGUUGGGCAUAGCCCUGGGCAUCAUUGGCUGGAUCGGGGCCAUCGUGGUCUGUGCUCUUCCUCAAUGGAAGGUCACAGCCUUCAUCGGCGAGAACAUAAUCACAGCCCAAACCACUUGGCAAGGCAUCUGGAUGAACUGUGUGGUCCAGAGUACAGGUCAGAUGCAGUGUAAGGUAUACGACUCCAUGCUGGCACUACCCCAGGACCUCCAGGCCGCUCGUGCUCUCAUCAUCAUCUCUAUCAUGAUGGGCCUGGUGGGCAUCCUGCUCGCCGUGGCCGGGGGCAAGUGCACCAACUGCGUGGAGGAUGAGAGGGCCAAAUCCAAAAUAGGCGUGGGCUCGGGUGUAGUUUUCAUCAUCGCUGGCAUCCUGUGUCUCAUCCCCGUCUGCUGGUCGGCCAACACCAUCAUCAGGGACUUUUACAACCCCAUGCUGAUCAGCUCUCAGAAGAUGGAGCUGGGGGCUGCGCUCUACAUCGGAUGGGGGGCCGCGGCCCUCAUGAUCAUGGGAGGAGGGUUCCUCUGUGCCAACUGUCCCCCUAAAGAGGACAAUUACCCCACUAAGUACUCAGCUGCCAGGUCCACAGCACCCAGGGACUAUGUUUGAGUGGGAGAAACGCCCGAGAGAGAAAGAAGAGAAAGAAAAGCAAGAGAGAUUAUAAAAGACAGAACGAGACUCUGUAUAUUUAUACAGGUGCCGUGCAGUGUGAUCCUUACUGUCUCACAUUGUGAUUUUGUGAUUGUUCGAUCAUGUUUGUAUGAUAUCACAGCUUGUUUCCACUGCUAAAUGACAAAAUUCCAAUGUAUUUCAUUAAAGACAGACUUCCAGACAGUGGCACUUGUAUAAGUAAGAAAUGACAUGAUGGCAUGUAACGCACCCAGAAAAGGGUGUGGAUGGACAUUGUCAGCUAAUACUCCUUCUGACGUAUAUUCACAAUACGCAGAAUGAAUACGAACUAGCCAAAGCUAUUAUUUGAAAACAUGUAUAAAAUAUUUCAGAAUGAUCUGAAUGGGUUUCCCAUAACGCUUGCAUUGAAUGCAUACAUUUCAUUCAACAUUUUCACUAAAUAUAUUUUUUAAAUGUGUGUGAUUCAGAAAAUGUGAAUUUCAAUGGUGAUAAAACUGUAAAUAAAUAUUUUUGUUCAACUUCAAA
Messenger RNA from Oncorhynchus masou masou (cherry salmon), 1363 nucleotides. RefSeq names its product claudin-4-like. Lineage: Eukaryota; Metazoa; Chordata; Actinopteri; Salmoniformes; Salmonidae. The record is from RefSeq and is a predicted model, not a curated record. Gene Ontology annotation, cellular component: plasma membrane; bicellular tight junction. Gene Ontology annotation, biological process: bicellular tight junction assembly; cell adhesion. Bases 191 to 817 code for a protein of 208 amino acids. Gene Ontology annotation, molecular function: structural molecule activity. The transcript has a single exon.